AAAUGCUUGAUAAUCUGUGAUAGCUGAAAAUUUGUCGCUUGUCGGUGUAAAUUGUCAAAAAAUAUCAUUUUUUCCAAAUUAUUUUGAUAAUGGUGCAUAAAACAAUCUAAUUGUACUUGCAAAUUCAAAAUUUCAGUCCGAUAUCCAAGUGUAAUUAAACAGUUUCGUUACAAUGGAGUCAGAGUCCGUUUUCUCCGGUGAUGUUGCGGAUGGCGCGGAAGUGUCGCCUCUAGCCGACAUCCAACCCUCUGAAACUUCUGCUGAAGUUGAAGAUGAUGCUACAAAUGAUGGAGCAGACUUUGUAACAGGAGAAGAGGCAGUUGCAAAUGGUGCUGCCCCCACCAGUAGUAGUGACGCUGUAGAGGCUGCCUCUGAUGCUGCUGUCGGCCUUCCUUCUCUUGAUGAUGAAGGAAAUGCUGAGGCAGAUGCAGAAGAAAUGGACAUUGAUGAGACGGCUGGCGGGGGGUCGGCGGACGAGUCUGCCUACAUCGGAGACAACUGUAUAUCUACACCUGCACUAACGGAAGAUAACUCUCCGCAAGACGAAGAGCAUCUGGACUCUCUAGUGAAAGAUGAGUUGUUGGAGGAAGCAGGCGGCGCUCAGGAGGAGUCUCCCGACCAGUCCAUCAGCUCCGCCAUGCCUAUUGACAGCGGCAUCGGAGAUGGAGCUGCUAUUGUACAAGAUGAUGAGUCAAGCACAAUGGACGAGGACAUGGGUGGCGGAGAGGGCGUGGCCAGCAGUGAUGACGUCAACGACAUCAGCAGCGCCGCGCAGGAGACACUCAGCACUGGCAUCAGUUCUAGUACGGCGGAGAGUGGCGCCGACAUAUCCAGCAGUGGGCAGCACGAGGCCGCGCUCAUCUCGUCCACCGCCAACGGGCCCGCCACCCUACAUUCCUUCUCUCUACCACAGCUGCAGCCGUCCAAUGAGUUUGGCGAUGCAGACACAUCGGAGAUGGAGGGCGCGGCGGACACGAUGCCCUCCGUCAGUGAAUCUCUGCCGCUGCUCGCGUUGGCGGCCAACGGAUCUGCCCUGCUGUCGCCCAGUUUGCUACAAGAGGAAGGCGGCGGCGGCGGCGUCUCUUCUUCAGGCGGUGCGGCGGGCGCGGUGGAGGGCGAGGGCGCGGUCAGCAGCUCGGGCGCCGCGCCGCUGCCGCCCACGGACGCCGCGCACGCGCUCGCGACACUGGCCAGCGCCGCGCUGCAUCAUCAGGAACAGGGGGAGCCUGAAGAUAUAAAGCCGAUAAUAAACGACGAAGAUACUUGGUACACAGUUGGCAUCGUAAAUGGCACCACGUUCACGGUACAAAACUACAUAUCGGAUCCCAACGUGGACCUGUCGGGUCUCUCGCUGGACAACCUGCCGGAGCUGUCGGGGCUGCCCACCACGCCGCUGGAGCACGGCACUGCAUACAAGUUCCGCGUGGCUGCCAUCAACUCGUGCGGCCGCGGGGACUUCAGCGAGGAAUCCGCGUUCAAGACGUGCCUGCCCGGCUUCCCCGGCGCGCCGUCCGCGAUCAAGAUCUCCAAGUCGGUGGAGGGCGCGCACCUCUCGUGGGAGCCCCCUCAAGUCGCCGCCGAGGGCAUCUUCGAGUACUCCGUGUACCUCGCCGUGCGCUCCAAUACGCAGCCUAAGGAGACCUCAAAGUCGCAACUAGCGUUCGUGCGCGUUUACUGCGGCAAGGCGAACACGUGCGUGGUGCCGCAGUCGUCGCUGGGCGCGGCGCACGUCGACUCCUCCACCAAGCCCGCCAUCAUCUUCCGCAUCGCGGCGCGCAACGAGAAGGGCUACGGGCCCGCCACGCAAGUCAGGUGGCUCCAGGAUAUAAAAUCAACGGGUGUAAAGAGGACGGGCGACGGCCGGUUGCCGGGCGCGUCGCCGUCCAAGCAAGCCAAGCAAAUACUGCAGUAAGACGCGAAGGUAACACUUCUCAUUAUCUCUCCAACUUGACGUCACCUAGUUGUACUGUGUACAGGGCGGCGAGCGAAACUAAAAGUUAUUUACUAAGUACCACGAGUAAUGUUGCUAACCACUAUCAAAUAUUGUGCAAAGAAUAUCUCCUCUUAUACCUACCUGUUUCGAAAUAAUUUAUGAAUUUUAAUGUAAACGUUUUUGACCGAAUGUAAACAGCUGUUGUUAAUGGAUAUUUUAAUCAGAUAUAGAAUGUGCUACUCGGGUGUGUCUUUUAGUAUCAAAUGACUGAUUAAGAUGAAAUGUUAAUAAGUAUUUUAAAUAUUGAAUGGGAUGCAAGUAUAUACUUAAGUGUAACAAAAUGUAAAGAGAUCGUAUUUGCAAGAAUAAACUUGAAUGUUGACUUCA
Molecule: messenger RNA, 2320 nt
Organism: Plutella xylostella (diamondback moth)
Lineage: Eukaryota; Metazoa; Arthropoda; Insecta; Lepidoptera; Plutellidae
Biological process (GO): regulation of DNA-templated transcription; chromatin remodeling
Cellular component (GO): histone methyltransferase complex
Molecular function (GO): protein binding; transcription coactivator activity
Source: RefSeq, a predicted model, not a curated record